CGUUUGCGUCCGUUACAACGAGUGCUUAGUUUAGUUUUCCUCGAUUUGGGGCCCUGCGGAAUUGGCAGUUCACUUUCGUUGGUGGCUCGAGUGCGACGUGACGUGCGGCAGCGAAAAUCGCUUUUCCAGGCAGAGUGCUCCACUACUUGCCAGCAAUUCAGCCACACCAUUCCUCGGUAAUUGCGCUGCCAAGUGCGUAAUUGGAGCUUGGGGAAAACUGCGUUUUCCGCAUUUCCAGAACGUGCUCCACUUCCACUCGAGUACGUAGAUCCCUAAAUCAAACGCGUUUCGUCAACCGCCGUCCGCUUAAACAGUAAAAAGUAAACAAACAAUACCAAUCUACAAUCUCACGCGAAAACAAUAAGGCGAUCGUUCGGAAAUUAGUGCCACCAGACAAAGGCAGCUCACUCCGUGUCCAAACCCGAGUCCAGGCCCGUAGAGAUGGCGUUCAUUUCGAAAGAUUUUCGGUCUCCGGGCGAGACUUGGAUCAAAACCGACGGCGGCUGGGAGCGCUCCAAGGUGCUCGAGUGCGGCGGAAAGCGGAAGCGGCACCACUCGGAGGGAAGCAGCUACCAGGACAGCGACAGUUCGGAGGAGGACGCGGUGAUGCCGCCGCAUUACCACAUCACCAUCCGGUGCACCCGAGAGAUAGCUGGGUUCAAUGGGCUCAGCGAGGCUGUGAAGCGUCUGGACUUCAGGCGCUCGGUGCGGGACCGCAAGCGGUUCCACUACAUAUGCGCCUUCCUGCUGCUCGUGUCCAACAAGGGCAUCGCCAGUCUGCCGGGAAGUGCCCAGCGCCAGCUCCUCCAAAUGGUCGAGGAGGUGGCCUCGCAUGUAAAUGACAGCCAGCAGCACCCGAAUGUGCUGCGCGGCCUGGCUCUGAAGCUGGAGCACAUCGUCAGCCAGGAGAACCAGAAGUGCUGGGGCAAACCUCUGGGCAGCACGUACCUGUGGAAGGAGCACAUGGCCACCAUCAAGCGCAUCCAGCGCGUCGCCAGCCAGAUCGAAAUCCGAGAGCCCGAUCCGGAGGCUAAGCCCAAGCUGCACGAGCUGCCCGAGGAGUGUGUGCGGGAGAUCAUCCUGUGCAUCGCCGACCACAGGGACCUGGAGUCGGCCGCCGAGGCUUGGGAGACCAUGGCCAAGCUAGUCUCGGAGCAGCGCAUCUGGCGGGAGCUGACCCGCUUCCACUUCAACCAGCGUCAGAUCCACACCAUCCUCGACCUGGACAAGUUUAAGCAGAUGGGCGAGAUCAAGGACUGGAAGCAGAUCUACCACCAGCUGCGCCGUACCUACGGCGUAAACGACGACUACCAGUUCGCCGAGGUGCUGGCCCUGUGCCGCUCCUGCUGCUGCCUCUUCUGGCCGUCGGACGGUCAUCCGUGCAUCGUGGACCAGAGCCCGGACUACAAGCAGCGCCUGGAGGAGGCCGGCGGACAGUUAGCCCUGGCCCAGCCGGUGCCUCCGGCCCAGUUUCUGAAGUACUUCUCGUUGUAAGCUGGAGGAUCGGACCAAGGGAGAGAGAUAGAGAUAGAUCGAAAGUAUUUUUACGGAGGCGUGGCUGGUGGCCCAGUGGAUUGGUUGUUUGGCUGCGAAUGAGAGUCUUUAUGCGUGUGUUAAAGUUUUACCCUUGGAGAGGAGAGGAUUGGAUGGUCGAGGAGUGGAUCAGAAAAAGCAAAGUGAUAAGAAAUCCCUAAUGUAUAACUACGUAUAUGAAUGUAUGUGCGUAAAUCGCAAGUCGCCAGGCUCGUUUCGAUUGGUUUGCAGUUUGUCCAGGCUAAGGCUCAGAUUCUAGUUCAACGCGGCUUCAGUUCAGUUCUUUGCCAACUCAUUGUAUUGUUGAACCACGAUCUGUGCAGGACCGAGGAUUACUAUUAGUUGUGUAGAAAUAUUUAUCGACUCGCGUGUCAAUUGCCAGGGUCCAAUGCUGGGUCGCUUAUCUUCGAGGUCGGAGUGGUUAUUGAGAUUUUUGGACACGCAAACGAACUGCCACAAAACGAGAAUAAGCGAUUAUUUUUUGUCAAACUGAUUAUUGCAAGACGUGAAUCGAGAAACUAUUUUUAAAGUAACAGUAUAUAUAAUUACCGAUUUGUUCAUUUUAAGACAAACGAGGAACACACUUUUAUGCAUGACUUUUGAUCGAUCUAUUGUAGGGUUUAAGUGUAGUUUCUUUGUGUACAUCAGCUGCUUUUGGUGCUAAAUCUUGUUAUAAGUUCCAAUCAAACGAAAUCAAAUCAAACCAACUCCAGUUACCCGUUCCCACGAUCAGAGUAGAUCCCUAGUUCCGAGUAGAGAGGCGUAGAGAGGAGGAAAUCAUGUGAUGUUGCAGGAGCAAAGCUAGAAACGAAUACACCUACCUAACGAUAACAAAUCUUAAAGCGACUUGCCGCCAAGCAAUGCUAUAUACAAAUACUAGAGAUCGUCGCCAGUAUAAGAGUAAUUUUACGGAGUGCAGACACAGAAUAAUCCAAACCCUAAGACAGAUCGGAAGCCGAGUAUUUUCCAAAAGCAUCCAAACACUCUUUAUUGGCCCAAUGAAACAGAACCGGAAUAUAGAUAAUGUUAAUGUGUAGAGAUACCCGUUAGUAGGAACCCCCAUCCAAGCCCCAUGAUUUCCCUGUAAAGUACCAGUUCGAUAUCACAUUAAUUUUACUACGACUUUUACUAUUGUAAGUACGAAAGUCUUAGCAUUCUCAAUCAUUUGUUUGCAAACAUUUCUACGCGAAAUAAAUCUCUAAUUUUAUGUUUACAAUAAACUUGCCAAUAUCUGUGGA
Molecule: messenger RNA, 2771 nt
Organism: Drosophila biarmipes
Lineage: Eukaryota; Metazoa; Arthropoda; Insecta; Diptera; Drosophilidae
Product: F-box only protein 25
Exons: 5
Coding region: 442-1494 (350 amino acids)
Biological process (GO): protein ubiquitination
Cellular component (GO): nucleus; SCF ubiquitin ligase complex; cytoplasm
Molecular function (GO): protein binding
Source: RefSeq, a predicted model, not a curated record